Messenger RNA from Etheostoma cragini (Arkansas darter), 10440 nucleotides. Its product is annotated as plexin-A1-like. Gene Ontology annotation, biological process: negative regulation of cell adhesion; semaphorin-plexin signaling pathway involved in axon guidance; regulation of cell shape. Lineage: Eukaryota; Metazoa; Chordata; Actinopteri; Perciformes; Percidae. Gene Ontology annotation, cellular component: semaphorin receptor complex. Gene Ontology annotation, molecular function: protein binding; semaphorin receptor activity. Bases 441 to 6212 code for a protein of 1923 amino acids. The transcript is spliced from 31 exons. The record is from RefSeq and is a predicted model, not a curated record.
GGCACUGCAGCAGCAGAGCGCCUCCUCCCUCCUCCUGCAGCCGGAGUUACAUUCCUGUUCUCUCCAUUCACACGGAGGGAGCCACCGGAGAGAGAGCACCGCCGCUCCGUGACCAGAGUGGAAUGUCCCUAAGUUUUGGAAUUUAAAAACAUGGCAAGGAUAUCUAACCUACGGAUCACUUGAACCUGGCUCCCCCCUCGUUCAUCUGUGGAUGAUGUUCCUGAUGACUGCGUGCAACGCUGAGAACAGGACAGUAAAUCAGUAGGCGUUUUGUUGCCCCAUCCUUUAUCCUUCUCUCUCCCUCAAAUCUGUCCUCCUUUAUUCCUUGACAGAAGAACAAAAACGAAAGAAAAUCCUGACUUGGGUCUUGGUACCAGAGCUUGUACUCCUCCUCCUCCUCCUCACUUUUUCCUUCUCCAACCCCCAAGCCUUGCCCAGAUAUGUGCCCCCUAACUCGGUCAGUGGCUGCCCCUGGCCAAGGGAACUCAUUUCUCCUCAUGGGGCUUUUGCUUAUCAUGAGCUCAUCCUUCUCUGGAGGCCAACCCCCACCCUUCAAACUAUUUGCUCCUGCUGAGUGGGGGCUUACACAUCUGGCCAUCCACAACAAAACUGGAGAAGUCUAUGUGGGAGCUGUCAACUGGAUUUUCAAGCUGUCUAGCAACCUGACCAAACUUCGCAGCCACAUGACUGGCCCAGUGGUGGACAAUGAGAAGUGCUACCCUCCACCCAGUGUCCAGUCCUGCCCUCAUGACCUGGCCCAGAUCCCCAAUGUGAACAAGCUUCUUCUCAUAGACUAUGCACAGAACCGCCUCAUUGCCUGUGGCAGCGCCUCCCAGGGAAUUUGCCAGUUCCUACGUCUGGAUGACCUUUUUAAGCUUGGCGAGCCCCACCACCGCAAGGAGCACUACCUUUCUAGUAUGGCAGAGUCGGGCACCAUGUCCGGGGUCAUCAUAAGCUCCCCCCACAGUCCGACCAGUAAGCUUUUCAUCGGAACCCCCAUUGAUGGCAAGUCUGAGUACUUCCCCACAUUGUCCAGCCGCAAGCUGAUGGAGAAUGAAGAAAAUGCAGACAUGUUCAGCUUUGUCUAUCAGGAUGAGUUUGUCUCCUCUCAGCUGAAGAUCCCCUCUGACACUUUGUCCAAGUUCCCUGCUUUUGACAUCUAUUAUGUUUACAGCUUCAGCAGCGAGCAGUUUGUCUAUUAUCUAACAAUGCAGCUAGAUACCCAAUUGACUUCACCUGAUGCCAGUGGAGAGCAGUUUUUCACCUCGAAAAUUGUCCGCCUUUGUGUGGAUGACCCCAAGUUUUACUCCUAUGUUGAGUUCCCCAUUGGCUGCACUAAAGAUGGGGUAGAGUACCGCCUGGUGCAGGAUGCCUUCUUGGCUCGUCCAGGCCGGCAGCUGGCCAACUCUCUGGGGAUAUCGGAGAAUGAAGACAUCCUCUUCACAGUCUUCUCUCAGGGUCAGAAGAAUCGGGCCAAACCACCCAAAGAGUCAGCAUUGUGUCUGUUCACCCUCAGGAGGAUAAAGGAGAAGAUCAAAGAAAGAAUUCAGUCCUGCUACAAGGGAUAUGGGAAACUCUCCUUACCCUGGCUGCUCAACAAGGAGCUCGCUUGCAUCAACUCGCCCCUGCAGAUAGACGAUAACUUCUGCGGCCAGGACUUCAACCAGCCUCUGGGGGGAACCAGCACCAUCGAGGGCACACCCCUCUUCAUCGACAAAGAUGAUGGCAUGACCUCGGUGGCAGCAUACGACUACCGUGGCAACACCGUAGCUUUUGUUGGCACGAGGAAUGGCAAACUGAAGAAGAUCUUGGUAAACUCUGUGAGUCCCAACCGUCCAGCGGUGCUCUAUGAGAAGGUGACUGUAAGCGAGGGAGGAAGUCCCUUACUGAGAGACAUGCUGUUCAGCCCAGACCAGCAGUACAUCUACACGCUGACUGACAGACAGGUGAGUUCAGUGUUAGAAAUUUGCUCAUAUUCUCCAUCUCUUCUCUCCUCCCCUCCCCUCAUCUUCUGUCUCACUCAUCUGUUUAUUCUUUCCUUCUGUCCUAACCUCUCUUCUUAUCCAUCUCCUAAUUUUCCCCUUUCCUCCUUUUCUUUCCCUUUGUCCUUACUGUCUCCUCCUUAUUUGUUGCCGCUCCUUAGUUGUUCACGUAAGGACCGGUGUGAACGAGCCGGAGAGCCCCAGAGGUUUGCCUCCGACCAGAGGCAGUGUGUGGAGCUCACUGUUCAGCCAAGAAAUAUCUCUGUUACCAUGUCGGAAGUCCAGCUGGUCCUCCAGGCUCGUAACGUGCCUGAUCUGUCAGCAGGGGUCAACUGCUCCUUCGAGGACUAUGUGGAGACGGAGGGACAGAUCCAGGGUGGACACAUCUUCUGCCUGUCUCCCUCUGUCCGGGAGAUUAUCCCCAUCACAAGGAACAAAGGUGACAUGCGGGUGGUGAAGCUCUAUCUGAAGUCCAAGGAGACGGGCAAGAAGUUUGCCAGUGUCGACUUUGUCUUCUACAACUGCAGUGUCCAUCAGUCCUGUCUCUCCUGUGUCAACGGCUCGUUCCCAUGCCACUGGUGCAAAUACCGGCACAUGUGCACCCAGAACGCCAAUGACUGCUCCUUCCAGGAGGGUCGUGUCAACAUCUCCGAGGAUUGCCCUCAGAUCCUUCCCUCAACCCAGAUCUACAUCCCUGUUGGGGUGACCAAGCCAAUCACCUUAGCUGCCAAGAACCUGCCCCAGCCCCAGUCAGGACAAAGGAACUACGAAUGCGUCUUCCACAUCCAGGGGGAGACCACUAGUGUACCCGCCCUGCGCUUCAACAGCACCUCAAUCCAGUGCCAGAAAACAGCGUAUACCUACGACGGCAAUGAUAUCAGUGACCUGCCAGUGGAUUUGUCUGUAGUUUGGAACGGAAACUUUGUCAUCGAUAACCCCUACAACAUCAAAGCCCACCUGUACAAGUGCUAUGCCCUGAGGGAGAGCUGUGGGAUGUGUCUGAAGGCAAACCCCAGGUUUGAAUGUGGCUGGUGCGUACAGGAGAAGAAAUGCUCCUUGAGGCAGGAGUGUACUCCUCCAGAGAACACUUGGAUGCAUGCCACCACAGGAAACAGCCGCUGUGCACACCCCAAGAUCACUAAGUUGUCUCCGGAGACGGGGCCCAGGCAGGGAGGAACCAUGCUGACCAUCACUGGUGAGAAUCUGGGUCUGCAGUUCAAAGACAUCCAGAAUGGAGUCCGCAUCGGGAAGGUAGCCUGCAACCCUCAGGAGGACCAAUACAUCAGUGCCGAGCAGAUCGUGUGCCGGCUAAAUGAUGCAACAGGUUACAGGGUGCAGGAGGCUCAGGUAGAAGUGUGUGUUAGGGAUUGCAUUCACCCCGACUACAAAGCAGUCUCCACCAAGGCCUUCUCCUUUGUGUCUCCAUACUUUAACCGUGUCAUUCCUUCUACUGGGCCGCUGUCUGGAGGAACAAAGAUCACCAUUGAAGGAAGUCAUCUCAAUGCAGGCAGUGCUGUAUCUUUGAAGAUAGGACUUCACCCCUGCCACUUUGUGAGGCGGAGCAACAAGGAGAUAGUUUGUGUCACCCCGGCUGGACAAACCCCUGGCACCACCCCAGUCAUGGUGGACAUCAACUCUGCAGAGCUGAGGAACCCAGAGGUCAAGUUCAACUACUCGGACGAUCCCACCAUCCUCAAGAUCGAGCCUGACUGGAGUAUCGCCAGUGGAGGAACCAUGUUGACCAUCACUGGAACCAAUCUGGCCACCAUCAAGGAACCCAGAAUGAGAGCCAAGUAUGGAGCUGCCAAGUCAGAAAAUAACUGCACAGUUGUCAACAACACUGUGAUGGUGUGUCUGGCGCCCUCUGUGGCCGGAUCUGAAAAAGGCUUUUCAGAGUCGGGCAGCAGUCCUGAUGAAAUUGGCUUUGUCAUGGAUGACGUGCGCUCUGUGCUGGUUGUAAACGAGACCUUCAGCUACCACCCGGACCCCGUGUUCGAACCUCUGAGCCCCUCGGGCAUGCUGGAGCUGAAGCCCAGUUCACCGCUUAUACUCAAGGGCCGUAACUUAAUUCCUACAGCCCCAGGAAACUCUAAGCUGAAUUACACUGUGCUGAUCGGUGAGACGCCCUGCAUUCUCACCCUGUCUGAGAGCCAGCUGCUGUGUGAAUGGCCCAACCUGACCGGAGAGCACAAAGUCACUGUGCGUGUUGGAGGCUUUGAAUACUCACCGGGGACCUUGCAGAUCUACUCCGACAGCCUGCUCACCCUGCCUGCCAUCAUUGGUAUUGGAGGAGGUGGUGGCUUGCUCCUGCUGGUUAUCAUUGUGGUGCUGAUUGCUUAUAAGAGAAAAUCACGGGAUGCGGACCGCACCCUCAAACGGCUGCAACUGCAGAUGGACAACCUGGAGUCCAGGGUGGCCCUUGAGUGCAAGGAAGCCUUUGCAGAGCUGCAGACAGACAUCCAUGAACUCACUCAGGAGCUGGACGGAGCAGGAAUCCCCUUCCUGGACUAUCGCACCUAUGCCAUGAGAGUCCUCUUUCCUGGGAUUGAGGACCAUCCUGUGCUCAAGGAGAUGGAGGUCCCUGCUAACACGGAGAAGGCCCUGACAUUGUUUGGCCAGAUGCUGACCAAAAAGCACUUCCUGCUGACCUUCAUCCGCACCUUGGAGGCACAGCGGUCCUUCUCCAUGCGAGACCGGGGCAACGUGGCCUCCCUUAUCAUGACGGCGCUGCAGGGGGAGAUGGAGUACGCCACGGGCGUUCUCAAACAGCUCCUGUCUGACCUUAUCGACAAAAACCUGGAGAGCAAGAACCACCCAAAGCUCCUUCUCAGAAGGACGGAGUCAGUCGCUGAGAAGAUGCUCACCAACUGGUUCACCUUCCUGCUUUACAAGUUCCUCAAGGAGUGUGCUGGUGAGCCUCUCUUUAUGCUGUACUGUGCCAUGAAGCAGCAAAUGGAAAAGGGCCCAAUAGACUCAAUCACAGGAGAGGCACGCUACUCCCUCAGCGAGGACAAACUCAUCAGGCAGCAGAUUGACUACAAGACUUUGACGCUGCACUGUGUGAACCCAGAGAAUGAGAACGCUCCGGAGGUGACGGUGAAGAGCCUGAACUGUGACACAGUGACGCAGGUGAAGGAGAAGCUGCUGGACGCUGUGUACAAGGGCACACCAUAUUCCCAGAGACCAAAGGCUUCCGAUAUGGACCUGGAAUGGCGGCAGGGUAGGAUGGCUCGCAUCAUCCUUCAGGACGAGGAUGUCACCACCAAGAUAGACAACGACUGGAAGAGACUCAACACCCUGGCUCACUACCAGGUGACAGAUGGCUCAGUGAUUGCCCUGGUGCCUAAACAGAACUCAGCCUACAAUAUCUCCAACUCCUCCACAUUCACCAAGUCCCUCAGCAGAUAUGAGAGCAUGCUGAGGACAGCCAGCAGUCCGGACAGCUUGCGCUCCCGAACACCCAUGAUCACCCCCGACCUCGAGAGCGGCACCAAACUGUGGCACCUAGUCAAGAACCAUGACCACUCAGACCAGAGGGAAGGGGACCGAGGGAGCAAGAUGGUCUCUGAGAUCUACCUGACCAGACUGCUGGCCACCAAGGGUACGCUCCAGAAGUUUGUGGAUGACCUGUUCGAGACCAUUUUCAGCACAGCGCAUCGAGGAAGCGCCUUGCCGCUCGCCAUCAAGUACAUGUUUGACUUCUUGGACGAGCAGGCAGACAAACACUCCAUAUCAGACUCUGAUGUACGACACACUUGGAAGAGCAACUGUCUUCCUCUGAGGUUCUGGGUGAAUGUGAUCAAGAACCCCCAGUUUGUCUUUGACAUCCAUAAGAACAGCAUUACAGACGCCUGCUUGUCCGUUGUGGCUCAGACCUUCAUGGACUCCUGUUCAACAUCGGAGCAUAAACUAGGGAAGGACUCGCCUUCGAACAAGCUGCUCUACGCUAAAGACAUCCCCAACUAUAAGAACUGGGUAGAGAGAUACUACUCUGACAUCUCCAGGAUGCCAGCCAUCAGUGACCAGGACAUGAGUGCCUACCUGGCGGAGCAGUCCCGUCUGCAUGCCAACCAGUUCAACAGCAUGUCGGCCCUAAACGAGAUCUACUCCUACAUUGUCAAGUACAAGGAUGAGAUCUUGUCAGCGUUGGAGCGGGACGAGCAGGCGAGGAGACAGAGACUGAGGAGCAAGCUGGAGCAGGUCAUUGACACAAUGGCCCUGAGCAGCUGAGGACUGUCCAGCGCCUCCAUUUCCUCCUUCUCUUCACUCCUCCUCUCCAUCUGUCUCUCUCCCUCGCUCCUCUCACCCAGACAACAAACAAAACUCCAACCCCCAACAGUACGACAGACGAACUGCAAAAGGACUAUAGCAGAAUACUGCAAAAUGGGGGGGUUCGAUAGAGAUGGGCGGGCCUGUGUACGCUUACAUGUGUAUGUGUGUGUUUGUCUGCAGCCCCAUACAGUGUGUGGGCUCAUGUCUGUGUGAGAGACUGGGACACCAGACAUUUUCACACAUGCAUACAUGGAAAAACAUGCCAAUGGCAUUUGAGCAUUUGAUUAUUGUGGAUGUUGGUGUUUGUUGUUUGCUUGACUUUGAUUUCAAGAGUUUUGUCGUGAUGAAGCGAUGGCCAGGAAAGAAACAAUGGAAGCCUGGAAAGGAACUCAAUAUAUGGCUUCAUUCACAGGAUGGACGAAUCUGUGAUGAGCCAAUGAAGAGAGGCUUAUGUGACUCCAACGGGUGUUACAGUUUUAAAGGAUGUUUUUUUUGUAUAGAUGUAAUCAACUGCCCACUCUCUGAUCUCUCGCCACUUGUAUUACUGCUGAAUUUGCACAAUUUACAGAAACGUUAGGAAAGACGAUAUAGAUAUUAUAUAUAAAUACAGCUACGUUUUUAAAGAAACAUUAGGGAGAAAACAUUUUGGUUGUUUUUCAUUUAAACCAACAAACACACAAAACAUAACAACAAUAAAACAUGAUUUGAUAUUUCAAGUACAAAAGAAAAAACGACGUAGACAAAAAAAAGUUUGAAAAAGAAACAAAAAAGUCGUACUGUGCCAUGUUUUCUUUGAAUGUUGUUUAGUGCAAAGACAUUUUGUUAGAUGGAAUGUGCUACAGUUUGAUUUUAAAUAUGAACAUGCCUAGUGACUGAAAAGAAUUGUUUGAGUAAUGACCCAUCAUGAGAUCCUUGUUGAAAAUGACAGGAAGUGAGAGGACACAGUUUUUUGGUCUUCUCAAGUUAGUACAGUUCAUGUCAUGGUGAUAACAUGAAAUUGCUGUUGUUUCUAAUUCAGUCAGUGCAAUCUUUUGGUUUCAGAAAACCAAACAUACACUCACAGGAUUUUUGCUUCAUCAUGACCAAGUAUUCCGCGCCACAGCUGGUUCUGUUCUCCAAGGGUCAAAAAGUGACAGUUAGGUGGAUCAUGUUAUAGUAACUGAACAAUGAAGUAGCUACAUUGCACUACCUGAAAUAUUUCCGUUGACCCGAUACCACAAAGCCACCAUAGCUAACCAUUAAGAUGUGUUCACACCAAACGUGAAGCUUUUGCACAGUGCGAUUACAUAUGAAGUCCAGGCAAUCGUUUUUUUCACGCCAAAUAGGUCCAUGCGAGUCAAAGUGUUUGAACAUUUGCGUAAUGCUGUGUCAGCGUUGAGAUGUACUAGAAAAUCAGAAAUGGGGGACAAACUUCUUGUCGUUGGCUGCGGGCUGCGGGCUUAUGGAGCUCUACAACUCAACGUCAGUACUGUGCAGAGAUGGCUUGGGGGAAAGUGAGAGAAGCCAUCUGACUACAUGAUAACAUCUGAAAUAUGUAUUUGUAACUUUAUUCCAGCUAUCAGAUGUAGUGAUACGAACCAAAUUAGCACUGUUAGCAUUAGCCGCCUUCCCCAGUUAGUUAGCUAGCACUCCAUAAAACACUCCUGCAGCCAAAUUUGCGCGUGCAAAUUGAGGCGAAUGUUUGCUUUGCAUUUGGCCGGAACACACCUUAAGGAUUCGACAGGGCCUGAGUUUGUGUUAGCCACACCUUGACGGGUCAUUUAUUUUUCCAACACAGUCCUUUUAGAGCAAAGCCUAGCUAUGUCUAGUUGCUCUCAGACGCCAUUUACGUCUUUACAGGAGCAACAAUGAGGUCAGGUAGAGCUUAGUUGAGCCCCUCAGUGGUGAAACAAAGUGGGAAAAGCUGUUUUCAGCCUAAAGACACUUUUUCCGUUUUCUCAAAGGUAAUACCCAAAUAGAGGGACAAGGAAAAUAUAUACUGAGUUUUUCUCUCCACCUCUUACCUAUGUAUAUGAGAGAGGGGUUUUAGCUUUUUAUCCAUGGGCAGGUUGGGGGGGGAGGUAUAGAAAUAUACAGAGGUGAGACAUCUCUGUUCAUUAGCUACAUGAGGCUGAGUAUUCCUCCCCUUAGCCUGCAGCUCUUGUUUCAAAACUAGCCUAUUGCCAUGUGUGGCUUAAGCUUUUUUAUUAUUAAUAUUAUUAUUAUUAUGAAGUCUGCUCUGUUUAGAGGAUUUCUUUAUUUCUCUUCUUUUUUUUUUUGAAGUCCUGAAGUCAGGGUUUUGACUUUGUUGUGAGAAAUAAUGUUUUUUUUUCAUUUAUUUUUUUCUGCUUGCCGAAAAACCAAACUGUGGUCCGUGUAUUGUUUUUGUUGAUGUUUUCAUUUGUAAAUUGUAUACUUUUUCAUGAUGAACAAAAGCUGUUUGCCAUUUUUUUUGUUAUCAGGUAGGUAUUUGUUUUUUGUCUUUUUAUUUUCAACAUGUAAAUUGUACAUUGUACGGUACAAAGAAGACAAAAUUAUCUUCAGUUUGCCUGAAGUUGAAAUACUUGACACAACUCAAGGUUUAUUUUCCUGAUCUCAAGGAUCAAAAUGAAAUUGUUGCAUCAGAUGAGCAUCUGUGUCUUUGUGAUGGAAAUGUGACUUGCUGCUUUUACUCUUGUACCUUGUUUUUCUAUCAAACAUUAGGGCUGUCAUUUUAUGCUGAUCAUAAAUGCUGUCGCUGUCCAUUUUUACGCCAGGUUCCUUAAAAAAAAAAACUACUCUCUCAUCCAAUAAUAGUUAGCACACCUCCCAAAUUUAUAUCAACUCACAAUUUUGUUUACAUGUCUGAUUUCUACAGCUGUAUACAUAUCAGCCUAGUUCAACUGGAUACCUGUAGGGACAUGACAGUUUACUCUGGAUCUGCCAAACACAAUCUUGUGGGACCACUCUGCUGAUGUUAGGAGACCAACUUCUCCAUUUCAGCUGACCAUGUUGGUUACACACAUUAAAUGAUCUCUAUUAGAAUCAUCUAUAAUAAAGAGAGUGCUGCAAAACCUCCACUAAAAUGUGCUUAGUCCACAUACAAUAAUUAUAAAGAUGUUUUUUUUUCUUCAGUGUACAGCCUAGUUUUUGCUGCAUUCGUACAUUUUGGUGCUCUUACUGUAUAUCAAGGCAAGGAAAUAGAUGACUGCUGAUGUCAGAGCUCAGCGGUGCUGUUAACAGCAGUUCCUUUAAUGGUCAGUAUGAGUACAAUGUACUGUAGGGACAAAUCCACUUGCUCCCUAUAAAAGCACACAGACAAAAACCUGCUAAGGGUACAGUGCCCAGUUGGAGAUCUGUCAGGCUUUUUGAUGACGCAUAAACAUUCUCAGUUCAUUGUCAGGUUCAUGCUCCAUUUUCUUCUGUGUUCUCUUUGUAAUUUGGUUGAUUAAAUGAGUGCUGAGGAAGAUGGCUAGUUUAUCGUUUGCAUGGCUACUUGCCUUUUAGAUUGACCUGCUUGGAUGCGUCUUUAGAGAAACUUCUCAUUUACCGGUCUCUAUCCUUCAGUUUGCACUGUUUAGUGUGAUAAUUGUCUUGUAGGCCUAAUAAUUGUUGUGGAGGUGGUACACAGCAUGUUUGGUGUCAUCAGGAAGAAGAAAACAUCAGCUGACUUACAGGAGAACUUGUCACAAGAACAACAUGCCAACUUCUAGCUGAGUUGCUGGGUUUUACGCUGUUUCUCUGUCAAAUCAGAACAACUUGAAAGAAGUGAAGUUUACUGGCAUCAGUUUAAACUGAGUCAGCACACAGUCAUGUAUCUCAUGUUGAACUCAGCUCUUAAGACAUGCAUAUUCAUACUUUGCCUCUCCAAAAAAAAAAAACAGAUUCUCAGAUGCAAGUCCUGGCAACAUUCUGUUUUCAGUUUUUUUCCCACCUUUUUUUCCAGCUUUCUUCCGAUUCUGGAAUAUUCAGUAGUUGGUUUUUUUUUGUUAGUGGAAGUUACAUAGAGUCCAAGGAAAUGUAUUAAAUGGAUUUCAGACAGAGCUGGCAAAGGAAUUUUAAUACUAUAAUAACUCUGAUUACAUUUUAGAGUUUCAGACUUGAAGCAACUGUCACGAGUUUGCAGGUUAACAUUCAUUGUGUAAAUAUUCUGUUAUUUCCUAUUUUGCAGAUUUACUACUUGUAAAUAAACAUGCAUCAAGGAGAGAUUAAACAUUUUUUGCUAAAU